Messenger RNA from Dunckerocampus dactyliophorus (ringed pipefish), 2538 nucleotides. It is a transcript of the gene poll, whose product is annotated as polymerase (DNA directed), lambda. Gene Ontology annotation, molecular function: DNA binding; DNA-directed DNA polymerase activity. Bases 71 to 1765 code for a protein of 564 amino acids. Lineage: Eukaryota; Metazoa; Chordata; Actinopteri; Syngnathiformes; Syngnathidae. Gene Ontology annotation, biological process: double-strand break repair via nonhomologous end joining. The record is from RefSeq and is a predicted model, not a curated record. Gene Ontology annotation, cellular component: nucleus. The transcript is spliced from 9 exons.
UCCGGUUGUUACAGCGUUUGUUUGGUUCCGUUUGGAAGCGGGCCCCUGGCUCGCCCCUUUAACUUGGAAGAUGGAACCUUGUCAUGGGAUUAUGAAAGCUUUCCCCAAAGUUAAAAGGGCCCAAGUUUCUAAGGAAAAGGAUUCUCCUCCUGUAAAGAAGAAACCUGAUGAAUUUGAUGUGACAGGAAAUACAUUUAGAAGCACCUCAAUCUACAUCCUACCUUCUGGAAUCGGAAAUGCCAGAUGUCAAAUCUUCCAAAGGCAAAUUCAGCAGAAUGGAGGCCAGACAGAGAGGUCGUUGUGUGCAGGUGUCACGCAUGUUGUUGUUGAUGACAACAUGGAGUGCGACAGAGCUCUUCGGCUCCUCAAGGUGGAUGUAAUGCCCUCUGGAGUCCAUCUAGUGAAAUGCAGUUGGCUAAGCGGCUGUAUCAGUGAGAAACAACUCUUGGAUGAAUCAAGCUACAGCAUUGUUUUACCAAAGAGGGAUCCUGGUACUCCACAAGAAAAUAAUGCCCAUUUGUUGAAUGACAAACCCACGACUGAAAAUGCUGUAAAGUGUGAUCAAAUCAAGGAAGAAGAGAAAAUAGACACGAGCGGAGAAGACAGCAAAGGAGAUGUGCGAGGAGAAGACGACGGUGUCUCUCAGAGUCACCUGGAAGCUCUCAUGACUGGCCAGCACCCCAAAGACGAGACUCCCGGACCCAGCCUAGAUCCUGGUCACGAAACUGCCACUCAUACGGCGAUCUCGGGGAAGUGGGUCUGUGCGCAGUCUUCUCAGUCCAAGAGUAAUAACUUCAACAAACACAUCACAGACAAACUGGAGCUGCUGGCCAAGGCCUACACACACCAGGGGGACAAGUGGAGGGCGCUGGGCUACUCCAAAGCUGUUAAUGCACUGAAGAGCUAUCACAAGACGGUGACAUCGCAUCAGGAGGCAUGUCUUAUCCCAGGGAUUGGCAAGCGCAUGGCCGACAAAAUAGAUGAAAUUAUGGAAAGUGGUCACCUGCGCAAGCUAGAUCACAUUGGGGAGGCUGUGCCAGUAUUGGAGCUUUUCACAAACAUUUGGGGUGCAGGAGCAAAGACAGCACAACUGUGGUAUCAACAGGGAUUCCGCACAUUGGAGGACAUCCGCACAAAAGCCCACUUGAGCAACACUCAGAAGAUAGGACUCAAGCACUAUGAUGAUUUUCUGGACAGAAUGCCGAGGGAAGAAGCUGCAGCCAUUGAAAAAGUGGUGAGUGACGCUGCCCUGGAAAUAGAUUCCGGCCUGGUGGCAAUGGCAUGUGGCUCCUACCGCAGAGGAAAGACCACAUGUGGAGAUGUUGAUGUUCUAAUAUCACACCCUGAUGGAAAGUCCCACAGGGGUAUUUUCAGCAAAGUGCUUCAGAGCCUCCAUGACAGUGGCUUUUUGACGGAUGACCUGGUGAGCCACGAGGAGAACGGAGAGCAGAAGAAAUACAUGGGCGUGUGUCGUCUGCCAGGACCACAGCAACGCCAUCGUAGGCUGGAUGUCAUUGUGGUGCCCUACAAGGAGUUUGCCUGUGCUCUCAUGUAUUUUACAGGCUCUGCACACUUUAAUCGCUCAAUGAGGGCCCUGGCGAAAACAAAACAUAUGAGCUUGUCAGAGCAUUCACUUAAUAAAAGUGUAGUACGUCAAGGUAGCGCCAAGGUGCAUGCCGGCACUCCUGUGCCUACGCUUACAGAGAACGAUGUUUUUCAUCUUUUGGGGAUACCAUACAGACAGCCUUGUGAAAGGGACUGGUGAUGCCUUGCACAAUUCCUGACAAUUACAAUACCUUGCGCUUUUUAAUUUAAGACAUUUUAACUCUCUUCACACCAGACUGACUUGAAUGUUGACAUUAUCCGAGCUCCACCUAUGUGUCACCUGACUCUCGCGGAUUCGUCUGUGUUUCUGCAAUACUUCCUUCAGAAGGUUUACUACUCUAAUAGUAAAUCAACAUGCACGUAUAGCGUUUUUUAUAUGCACACUAUUUUACUGAUACAGUGAACUAAUGAACUAAAGCUCAAACCAUGGAACCUGUCAGUAAUAAAAUUUAUUAAGCAGUAAAUGUUUGUAACUCCCUUUUAUCCCCAUAAAGUGACUUUUUCUAAUCCCUUGGACAUAAAAAGUGUUGUACAUUAGAAUACGAGUACCGUAUACGGCAAAAGGGUUCAUGUUACUUGAUUUCAAAUAACGUGUGUAUAUGACACUUCCUGCCAAAUAAUGCUUUGUAAAGAUAAUCGUGUGAAUGUGUAAAAGUGAUGUCCGUCAUUAGGACUUCACCAUGGCUGCCCUCUAAUUGACCCCUUGACCAUUUGAGGCUUGUGAUGCUUGUCAAACACAUUACUGCUACUGUUGCCAGGCAACACCCCUUCCUGCACCCCCUUGACUUGUCUGAAGUGCAUUCAAGUUGUCCUGUGACACUGGUACUGUUUGGGCUUAGAGAACCACACUAGUGAAGGAACUUGAAGGUUUUCACCCUCUCCACCUCAGUCUCACCAAUAAACAGGGGUCUAUGCGGCUCCUUUUCCCUUGUU